UCCUGGAGAAGAUAUAAGUUGCGUCGGAAGGAUGAAUGCAGAUGAUUAUGAAAGUCUACCAACUCAAUCGGUGGGUGUAUACAUGAUGGCGGGUGCCUGUGCAGGAAUCAUGGAGCAUUGUGUUAUGUAUUCAGUUGACAGUGUCAAGACAAGAAGACAAAUUUUGACUCCCGGGCCAGGUGGGGGCACAGGAAUAUUCACAGAAAUAGGCAACAUGAUGAAGCAAGAGGGUAUUUUCAGGCCUUUUCGAGGUAUGAGCGCUAUGGUAAUAGGAGCUGGUCCAGCGCAUGCACUAUACUUUUCGUGUUAUGAACAUCUUAAGGAAAAAAUGAAAAGUAGAAAGCCUCACGCACAAAGCAAUCAUCUUAUUUACGCAUCCGCCGGAGUUGUUUCUACGGUUCUUCACGACGGCGUUAUGAAUCCGGCUGAAGUGGUUAAACAACGCUUGCAAAUGCCAAAUUCACCGUACAGAAAUGUAAUGGAAUGCAUUCGACAUGUUUAUGCGACAGAAGGUGCAACAGCAUUUUACAGAAGUUAUCGAACGACACUCCUAAUGAAUGUGCCUUUUCAGAGUAUUCACUUUGUCACCUAUGAAUUCACACAAACGCUUUCAAAUCCUCAACGUAUUUAUAAUCCAGCAGCGCACGUAAUUUCUGGUGCAAUGGCAGGUGCAGUAGCAGCUACAGUUUCCAUGCCACUCGAUGUUUGUAAAACAUUAUUGAACACACAAACGGGUGAGAUGCGCGCCACAGGUAUGAUAGACGCACUCAGAUUGGUUUACAGGCAUUGGGGAUUGCCUGGAUAUUUCCGCGGUUUAAAUGCCCGAAUUGUUUAUCAAAUGCCGGCAACCGCUAUUUGUUGGUCAACGUAUGAAUUCUUCAAAUACUUACUAUAUAAUGUUCGCGAUGAAUCAAAUCUAUCCCAUGAAAACAUGGACGAUGGACUGAGUUCAAUUACGCAAAAUCAACGAAACAUAAGUAGUGGCGGCACGGCUUCCAAUACUAGCAGUAAUAGCUUUCAAGGGGCAGGCCUCUAUUUCAAUAAAAAAUCUUCAGCACCCGUUCUAUUCGAGGUGACGAGGAGUUAAGUCGAUGAAAAAGAUAAUGUGCGAAAAUGUGUAUAUAUAGUGAUUGACUCGCGAGUGCUGUUAUUAUAUUAUUUGAUUAAUGAGCGAGAAAAACAUUAGGAGACAGAUACUGUUUUCGCAUUAAAUUUAAGAAAAAUGACAGAGAGAAAGAAAAUGAGAAAGAGGCAUAAAAGAUGCGAAAUUUCAAAAGAAUAAAAUAAUGGCAUGAUAUCUAAAAGUGAAGUUUUUUCUAAUACGUAAUUCUCAUGCUUGAUCUUUCAACAAUUUAUUUGUUAUUGAUUAUAAUAUUGU
Molecule: messenger RNA, 1378 nt
Organism: Ceratosolen solmsi marchali
Lineage: Eukaryota; Metazoa; Arthropoda; Insecta; Hymenoptera; Agaonidae
Product: mitoferrin-1
Exons: 5
Coding region: 32-1087 (351 amino acids)
Biological process (GO): iron import into the mitochondrion
Cellular component (GO): mitochondrial membrane
Molecular function (GO): ferrous iron transmembrane transporter activity
Source: RefSeq, a predicted model, not a curated record